Oryza brachyantha (malo sina) is the source of this 3023-nucleotide messenger RNA. RefSeq names its product protein HESO1-like. The transcript has 10 exons. Gene Ontology annotation, molecular function: nucleotidyltransferase activity. NCBI's taxonomy places the organism in Eukaryota, Viridiplantae, Streptophyta, Magnoliopsida, Poales, Poaceae. The coding region runs from base 120 to 1868 and encodes 582 amino acids. The record is from RefSeq and is a predicted model, not a curated record. Gene Ontology annotation, biological process: RNA 3'-end processing.
CGAGUGGAGCCCACCGGCCUGCGCUUGCUUGUUCCCCUCCCCUCUCUCUCUCUCUCCUUCCGUUCCGACCACUGAUUCCAGCGUAGCCGAUCCCGCCGGCCGCCGCUCUCUCCGUCCGCAUGGCCGCUGCCGCUUCUCCUCCUGUCCCGUCCAAAGCCGACGCUCCGUCGCGGCCCGACCACUACCCCAGGCCGCCCAGCUUGGCAAUCUCAGGGGAAUCAAAAGCAUUAUGCAAGCGUGCAGAGAGUUGCAAGUUGAAGUCAGAAGCACUCUCGAUCAAUCCUGCUUUGCUUCCAACUCUUGAGGAUUUACUUAUUGAAAUAUAUGCAACAUUGCGCCCAAAGCCUGAUGACUAUGAGCAGCGGCAUUUGAUGAUCGGUGUCUUCAAUAAAAUAGCAGAAGAGAUCUUUGGUAAAAGGAAGGGGUUUCCAGUUGUGGAAGCAUUUGGAUCAUUUACCAUGGAUCUAUUUACUCCCAAAAGUGACCUUGAUCUCUCUAUUAACUUUAAUGCUGAUUUUGAUAGUCAAUUUGCUCGCAAGGACAAGAUUUCUGUUAUUCGGAAGCUUGCAAAAGUUCUACAUGCUCAUCAGAGGAAUGGUCGUUGUCAUGGGGUUUUACCUGUUGUAACUGCUAAAGUUCCUGUACUGAAGGUUAUUGAUAAGGGAACUGGGGUUGAGUGUGAUAUUUCAGUUGAGAACAAAGAUGGCAUGUCAAGAUCAGUGAUAUUUAAACUUAUUUCAUCCAUUGAUGAAAGACUUCAGAUAUUAUGUUAUCUGAUGAAAUUCUGGGCAAAGGCACAUGAUGUUAACUGCCCCAGAGACCGAACAAUGAGCUCAAUGACGAUUAUCUCUUUAGUUGCUUUCCAUUUACAGACAAGGCGCCCUCCAUUAUUACCUGCAUUUUCUGCCUUGUUGAAAGAUGGUUCAGACUUUACAAGUAUUCAGAAAAAUGUCUCGCUGUUUGAGGGGUUUGGGAGCAGAAAUAAAGAAUCAGUUGCUGAGCUUUUUGUGUCACUUAUGAGUAAACUACUGUCAGUGGAGGGUUUAUGGGAGCAAGGGCUCUGCGCUAGCAAUUUCGAAGGGUCAUGGAUCUUUAAGACCUGGGAAAGAGGAAUCGGUAACUUGAGUGUUGAGGACUUCUUGGACCGAUCUCAGAAUUUCGCCAGAGCAGUAGGCAAGAUGGAGAUGCAGAGAAUCUGUGAAUGCAUAAGGGUCGCUGUUUUGAAUUUGAACAAUUUCUUCAGGGGUAAAAUUGAUGCACCGAAGCUGAAGUCCCUUUUGUUUGAGCCUCUUCAUCAGGAUAAGCUUAGCCGUACCUACGGUCCGAAACGUGCUAUCAAGAGGAAGAUCAACUCAACGUAUGGCCCAGAAAAUAACACAAAGCAGCAAAAGAAAGCGAAGCAUGUUGGCCCAGAAAACAACCAGAAGCAACAACCGAAAGUGAAGCAUACUGUAAAUUCUGGGCCGUCUGUUAGUAGAUCUGCCACUGAUUUACACCGUCCUACCACACUUGUGCCUCAUAUACCUCAAGUACUGCCCAUCCAACCAAUUAGUCAGCUUGCACACGUACCUCAACUUUUGGUUGACCCUAGGUUGGCUUAUGGGUUGCCACCACAACAUCAUUUGCAUUCAGAUCCCCUUUAUAGUCAGGGGUUACUAGGUCAACAGCAGGGUCAUUUCAUCAACUUGAAUCCUGGAAUCCAACUGCAACAGCAAGCCCAACAUGUGUUUGUCCCUUUACUAGCACAACAACCUGCGAUGAAUACCUUUCACCCCUAUGAUUUCCAGUUGGCGCAGCAGAUUCAGCAUAACGAGCAUAUAAUGAGGCAAAUGAUGCCUUAUGGAACCUACCCAUAUUAUAGGAGAUGACAAGUGCAGUAUGGAAAUGUAGCCAACUAAUGUUUUUUUGCUUGGAAGUUCACACCGUCGCCAUGUACCUGGUGCAGAUCAAUUUGUUGGUUUCUUGUACAAUUUAGCUGUCUGUUAUGAUGUGUGUGUUAAGGAAGGAAUCAGUAGUCUGAUCUUACUUAUUAUGGACUUAACACCAAAGGAAAAUAGAGUGCCCAAUUUUACAUGGCUGACAAAAGUUCUGGAAACCAUAUGCUGCUGACUCUGCCGUCUAGUUUUGUCACUGCAGAUCAUGGGAUCACAUUUUCUUUGUGCAAGUGGGAAUAAGAAGAAGAAUUCAGGAUUGUCAUGGACGAAGAUUGAGAGGUGUGCUGCAAAGCUUUCCGAUGAAAAAUCUGAUGAGUCAUGCAAGAGGGAAUGGAUGCUGAUCAUGACUCCCUACAGUAACCAACAAACAUCCCAGCUAAGACAAGAAGGAAGUGCAUUUCAUCAGCUGUUCUGUCUUUAUUCCUCUGGCUGACGCCACGCCAUCACUGCAGAGCAACCUCAUGAACAAGAAGUGGCAACAUCUGCAAUUGUGGCGAUAGGUAUGGAUCUGGUGCGUUGUCGUUGCCUACCUGAAACUGGAACUGUGCCAGCUUUGUUGGUAUCAUAUGCUGAUGUGGCCUAGCUGAAACUGGGACUGUGCCAGUGCCAGUGCCAGGGUUUGUUGGUAUCAGCUAAAACUGGAGCUGCCGCCCAUGGUAAUAUGUCCACAUAACCUGAUGAAACUGCAUGCAUCUCACAUAGUCGGAACAAGAUGCUUUUCCAUCACUCGUGUUGCCUGAUGCUAUGGAAAUGGCCGGACAAGGAGCACUUUUGCACGAAAGAGACAUGCAAAAAUGCCUGCCUUUCCCGAAUACCUGAAGCAUGGUGUACCAGUAGGAUGGGAGAGUGAACGGUAUUCCAGUUCUGGUUUUGCCAUGGAACCAUCUGGAUGUCUUUUGCUUGCACAUCUCACAAGAGAAGUUAAGUUCACUUUAGUUUCUGCACCUGGAAAGCAAUCCUUGUCAAACAGGCAAAGCUGUACUAAAUAGAUAGAUAGAUAGAUACAGUGGUUCAAUGUUCCAAGAGGUGUUGUAAUUACUACAGAUAGCUAAAAUAAAUAUCUGCAGUUGCGUUGUUGUUUUCCCUUGC